CUCGGUGAUCGCAUCCCCGCUGCUCGUCUUCACAAGUUCUCCUCAACCCGAAACCAAGCCUUCUAUCAGUAAACAUGGAGCGUACCUUCAUCGCUGUGAAGCCCGACGGCGUCCAGAGAGGACUGUGUGGCGAGAUCAUCAAGCGCUUCGAGCAGAGAGGCUUCAGGCUGGUCGCCGCCAAGUUCAUGCAGGCCUCUGAGGACCACAUGAAGAAGCACUACCUGGACCUGAAGGACAUGCCUUUCUACGCUGGACUCUGCAAAUACAUGUCCUCUGGACCCGUCUUAGCCAUGGUGUGGGAGGGUCAGAACAUUGUGAAGCUGGUCAGGAUGAUGCUGGGUGAGACCAACCCCGCUGACUCCAAGCCCGGCAGCAUCCGUGGAGACCUGUGCAUCAACAUCGGCAGGAACAUCAUCCACGGCAGCGACACCCUGGAGAACGCCAAGACCGAGGUCGACCUGUGGUUCAAGGCCGAGGAGUUCGUCUCCUACACCCCCUGCGCCCAGCCCUGGCUCUAUGAGUAAACUGGCCAAUCAUCCACCAGUAAACUACGCCCAACUGGACCCCACCCGACCCACUGAGCCCACCCCCAUCACACCUGUCGUCCCUGCAGUCGAUCCUCUGACUUCGUCUUCACUGAAACAUGUAGCUCUUGUCAAUAAAGUUUCAUGUUAACAACAA
Molecule: messenger RNA, 681 nt
Organism: Chelmon rostratus (copperband butterflyfish)
Lineage: Eukaryota; Metazoa; Chordata; Actinopteri; Chaetodontiformes; Chaetodontidae
Product: nucleoside diphosphate kinase A-like
Exons: 5
Coding region: 75-524 (149 amino acids)
Biological process (GO): GTP biosynthetic process; regulation of apoptotic process; UTP biosynthetic process
Molecular function (GO): nucleoside diphosphate kinase activity
Source: RefSeq, a predicted model, not a curated record